AUGGAUAUCAACGCCUUAGCUGGCAUCAUUGGUGGUAUAAGCAAUAUGAUACAAAAUAAUGUUGAAACAAUUGAUGUGCCAUCUUCACAAAUCAUGGGUCGAUGGUAUCAGGUGUACAAAGCAGCAAUAAGUUUCGAUGUGUACAAGGCGGACAUGUUUUGUCCAGUUGCAUAUUUCAAACCAAAUUCGGUAAUGGGUGAGGAUGGUUUUUCAAUCGAAGAAGCUUAUCGAGUGAUAACGAAAAAUGGUCCAAUUGAAACUUACAAAAGAGAUCUGAAUAAAGUUGGUGCCGGGCAGCAUUGGAUGUAUACUGAAGAAUAUUUUUAUCCUCGACAAUUUAAUAUAAUUAGUGUCGGCCCAAAUUAUACGAAUGCAACAGAUGGAAAGGAAAAGGAAAAACAGUAUCAGUACAUGGUUGUUACUGAUGCAAACAGGCUAUCAUUAAGCGUUUAUGCUCGCAAUCCAAUGAUAUUUUAUCAAAAAUAUAACGAAGAAGUUGUGAAAUUUCUUGAACAUGCUGGAUUCGGUGGAAAAGUUUUUUGGAAUUCCCCGAAACCCAUUUACCAGGGUCCUGAUUGUGAAUGGCCAUCCGAAAAAGAAGUGUUUGCUCGCCGGGUGUUGAAAAAUCAGGAAGCAGCAAAAAAUGCCGGGUUGGAAACAGCGAACAAAUCCGGAUUAUUUGGUUCCUCGCUCGAAAAAGAUGCCCAUAGUCCAAUAAGAGAAAUGUUUCAGAAUCCACAACUGGCACUACAGAAACUAGUGCAAGGGCACUGA
Acanthocheilonema viteae is the source of this 774-nucleotide messenger RNA. The record is from the annotation of a GenBank genome assembly. Lineage: Eukaryota; Metazoa; Nematoda; Chromadorea; Rhabditida; Onchocercidae.